AUUGCAACCUGCAAUGCCAACAACUUCAAGGAAACUGGGUUGCAGCCAAAUCAUCCAAAUACGCUACAAUAAACAAGGAGCCAAAACCAAACAAACACAUUUUUCCCCAUUCCGUUCCUCUGUAAUUUCAAACAAGGUCUAAUUAGCUUAUCUGUUUUUCUGUCGAACACAACAUGGCAGAAGCUGCUGUUAUUUUUGUUUUAGAAAGGGUUGCUGAUGUACUUGCUGAAAUCCAUUUUCCCAAGGAUGUCCGUCCAGAAAUCCAGCGGCUGAGAGAUGAACUGAAGCGGAUGCAGUGUUUUUUAAAAGAUGCGGAUGCAAAGCAAGAAAGCGAUUUACAGGUACGUAAUUGGGUUUCUGAUGUCAGAAAUCUUGCUUAUGAUGCUGAAGACCUCAUUGACACACAUAUCUUAAAAAUUGAAUCCUUCAAGUACAAGAAGCGGAACUUUUUAUACAGAUAUGCUUCCACUCUCAAAGCGCGUACCAAAAUUGGGAAGGACCUUGCAGCUAUCCGCACAAGAAUCUCUGACAUUGCCAUCAGCCAUGAAGCAUAUGGCAUAAGAAGUAUCGGAGACGGAACCAGUCAUGCCAUUGCCAAUGAAAGGCUACUGAAGCUGCGGCGAACAACUCCUCGUGGUCAGGAUAAGGAUAUUGUUGGUCUGGAGGAAGAUAUAGCUACUCUGGUGGCACGCCUUGUCCUGGAGGAUCAAUGGCGAGCAAUUUCAAUAGUAGGCAUGGGUGGUAUCGGUAAGACCACUUGUGCUAAAGAAGUCUAUAAUCAUGGUGAUGUUCAAACUUUUUUUGAUUGCCGUGCUUGGGUUUACGUAUCCCAACAGUUUAGAACAAGAGACAUACUGCAGAGCAUUAUAAAACAAGUUGCAACAAGAACAAAAGACAUGACUAAGUUGUUAGAAGAAGAGUUGGAGGAAAUGCUCUAUAAACUUUUGCAAGGGAGACGCUAUUUGGUUGUUUUAGAUGAUAUAUGGAGCACCACCGCUUUUGACAGUCUUGCAAAGGCCUUCCCAAGUGAUGGCAGUGGCAAUAAAUUAUUGCUUACAACUCGCAACAACAAUGUUGCUCUGCAUGCAGAUGCCCAAAGCCUUCCCCAUGAACUGCGAUUUCGAAGCCAAGAGGACAGUUGGAAGUUGUUAUGCAGAAAAGCAUUCACCGAAAGUAUUGAUAGAGUAUGUCCUCCACAAUUGGAGGAAAUUGGGCAGGAAAUUGUGGUGAAAUGUUCUGGUCUACCACUAGCCAUCAUUGUGGUGGGGGGGAUGCUUUCAAGGAAAAGAAGGCUGAGUGAGUGGCAAAGGGUUCUAAACACCAUCCGCUUACUCUUAGCCCGUGAUCCCAAUGGUGUCUCUGCAAUACUAGCUUUAAGCUAUUAUGACUUGCCGUAUGACCUUAAAUUUUGUUUUCUCUACUUGGGGUUAUUUCCAGAGGACUACUUAUUCUCCGCACGUAAACUUUUUAGGAUGUGGAUUGCAGAGGGCUUGAUCCCACAGCAUGGCGGAAAGAUGGAGGACGUUGCGGAGGAAUAUCUGAAUGAGCUGAUUGAUAGAAAUAUGGUUCAAGUAGCGAGGUGGAGUGCAAAUGAAAGAGUGAAACAUUGCCAAUUACACGACUUAAUGCGAGACCUCUCCAUCUCGAAGGCAAAGGCAGAGGAAUUUCUAUAUAUUCAUGGGAAUCUAGAUACAGUAGCUCCAGCCAGUUAUCAUGCUCUCUCUCGAGCCCGCCGCCAUGCUAUCUACUCUAAUGGUUCUCUCUCCCUAAAAGAGUCAAGUCCCAACCUCCGGUCGCUCCUCUUCUUUAAAGUUGAUCAGAUCAAAUGUGAAAUUUCGAGUUAUGAUAUAUGUACAUGUUUUAAACUCCUUAGAGUCCUGGAAUUAGAAGAAUUGAAGGUGAGUUCAAUUCCAAGGGAAAUUGGAGAAAUGAUCCAUUUGAGGUACUUGGGAUUGAAGCAUAGCUCCAUAAAGGAGCUUCCAGAAGAAAUAGGUUGUUUGUCUAACCUGCAGACUCUUGAUAUUGCCGAAAAUUUCAGUCUUGGGAAGAUCCCUGAUGUGUUAUGGAAGAUGAAAAGCCUACGCCACUUUUACAUGCAUGCACGGCUUCUUGCUGGCAAGUUGCGAAUUGACACCCUCCAAAAUCUCCAGACUCUAUCAGACAUGCAUAUUGGUAGUUGGAAUGAAACCAGCCCCGCCAAUUUAAUCAGUCUCCGAAAGUUGGGAUUGAAAGGAAGCUUCACUGCAAACAGAGUAAGAAUUUUCAAUUCCUUAGCCAAGCUUGUAAGCCUCCACUCCUUGUCGUUGAAGUCUGCUGAUGUUGUGUUUCCAUCACUCUCUCAACUCUCUUCUCUUCGCUAUGUCAUUAAGUUGCAUCUGAGCGGUGGGAUAAUAAAGCUGCCUGAGCCACAUGAAUUCCCACCAAAUCUCAACCAGUUAACCUUGUAUCAUUCCCGUCUUGACAAAAAUCCUAUGGAGAUACUUGAGAAGCUGCCUUAUCUAUUUGUUCUCAGACUAAAAAGUUCUUCUUUCCUUGGAAAGAAACUGAAAUUUUCACCCAAUGGCUUUCCUCAACUUGAGUUUCUAGAGCUUGAAUUUUUGGAAUUUUUGGAAGCGUUAGAAGGUGAAGAAAGUGCAAUGCCAAAGAUUAGGAGUUUACAAAUUGUCGGUUGCGGGCGAUUACGGAUGCUCCCGGAAGAGAUAAAGUAUGCAACUACUCUCCGUGAGUUAGUGUUCAAAGAGAUGCCAAGAAAUUUCCUCGAUAGGCUGCAAGGCGAAGACUCUCACAAAGUCCAGCAUGUUCCUUCUAUUUUAAAGUUAUAAUGGUCUAAUUUGCAGGCACCAGGUUCAGACAAACAAAAGUGGAUUGCGUUCUGCAUAGAUUCGUGCCGGAACAAUUUGGAUCAUGUGUUGUGCACUCACUUGUUCAGUGGCAGAAAGUUUUCUCACAUGUCAAUGAGACCAUAAAUUUCUUACCAAUUGGAGAGAAGAUCAGAAAACAUCCAGCAAUGAACUUCCAUUCUUGUAUAUUCAAACUUGUUAAGGUUAAUGUACUGUUAUAGCAAAAGCUGUGAUACAGUUAACAGCAAUGUUUAUGUUUAUGUUUAUGUUUUUGUACUGAAGUGGUAAAUUAUGUAAUAAAACUUGAGUUUAGCUGUGUGGCUAAUUGUUCUUACACUUGUAAUUAAGCUCUUCUUUGGUGGUGUU
Prunus persica (peach) is the source of this 3206-nucleotide messenger RNA. Its product is annotated as probable disease resistance RPP8-like protein 2. The record is from RefSeq and is a predicted model, not a curated record. NCBI's taxonomy places the organism in Eukaryota, Viridiplantae, Streptophyta, Magnoliopsida, Rosales, Rosaceae. The coding region runs from base 174 to 2822 and encodes 882 amino acids. Gene Ontology annotation, biological process: defense response to other organism. The transcript has 2 exons. Gene Ontology annotation, molecular function: ADP binding.